Peromyscus maniculatus bairdii (prairie deer mouse) is the source of this 3115-nucleotide messenger RNA. RefSeq names its product coiled-coil domain containing 71 (gene Ccdc71). NCBI's taxonomy places the organism in Eukaryota, Metazoa, Chordata, Mammalia, Rodentia, Cricetidae. The record is from RefSeq and is a predicted model, not a curated record.
CGGGCGGGGCAGGUCCCGGAAGCGGAAGCGCGGUGCACUUCCGGCGCGCAGCGGGCGGCCAUGUUGGAGCGGCGGAGGCGGCGCAGAGGUGCGUCCUGGGUCCCCGCGGCGGCGCCGGUGCCAAGUACUGGUUUGCGGAUCCGCAGGCAGAUCCGCAGUGCCUGAUGCCAUGAGCAUGGUAGUGCAGCAUGUGGAGGAGAAAGCUGUGCACUCCUGGUCACGCAUCUCCACAGCAGGGAAGAAAGCCCUGGAAGAGGCGCUGCUGGUGUUUAACCCCAUGAGCCAGGAUCUCAGUGCCACAGAGGCCCAGCUUGUGGCCUUCCUCCAGGGCCUGCGAGAGGAUGGCUUCCAGCCGACCAUUCUGCGAAGUGGUGAUGUCUAUGGCUAUAGCUCGUGCACAGCCAGCCCCCCCAGCCAGACAAAGCAACAAGCUCGCUCCACCAACCUAUCCGCCGCAUCACUUCCGGCCAGGGCUCCCCAAACUGCUGUGUCCUUGCCUGUGAGAAAGGACACACUGCUCCCUGUUCCACUGUCUGGCAGGCUGGCCAAGGGGUCCACACCAGCCCUUGCCAAGCAUGCGACCACUAACCUGCUGCUGAGCUCCCUGAAGGAGUCAAAUGCCAGCCACAGCAGCGGCACAACAGUAGGCUUCCCUGCCCACCUCUAUCCGGGGGUCUACCCUGCCAUGCAGCUCUCUGUGGUCCUGGAAGCACUGGUCCCACUCAAGACUCCUUGCUUGGGUGCUAAGCACGGGCCGCAGUCACUGCAGCUGACCCUUGCAAACUCUUCCCUGAAACUGAGGAAAGGUUCCGGGAGCCCGCAGUCCAAAGCAUCCAGAAAAAUCUCAAGCAAGGGCCCCAAAUGCCUGAGUAGGAAAGGUCCCGGGGCUGACCGACGAGGUGCUGGGACCCAGAGCAGUGGCAUACGCGUGAAAGGGUCUUCCUCUUUGGGCACCAAAACAGUCCAGACCAAGGCAUCUCGAACACAGACCAAAGCUGCUCAUGCAACCCAGAACAAGACAGUGAGGGUGAGGGCCAAGGCGACAAAGGCCAAGCCCAGGGCAGCCGGAGCCAAAGCCAAGGCCACUGUAGUGAGGGACAAGGCUAAAGCCAAGGCAGUCAAGGCCAAGGCCAAGGCGUCUCGGACCAAGCACAAGGGAAGGCCAAAGGAAUCUGUCAAGACCAGACCUGGAAGGACAAGCCUGAAGAGUCGCUCUGAGGCUGUGGGGAAGAAGAGGAAGAAGGCUGAGGAGGCAAAGGGCCUUCCUCCUAAGAAGAGAGCUCGCCUUGUGCUCCGAUCCCCUAAGGCAUGGCUGGGGCCUGGGACAAAGCCGUGCAAGUCCCAGACUAUAAAGGUGGACAGGAAAUCUUCCGAUGAUGAGGUCCGACAGUGGGCCCAGCAGAUCCUCCGUGUCAACCUCUCUCCGGUAGUGUGGCUCCAGCCACUGCUACCGUCUUGACUCCGCACUCGGCAUCCCGAGUCGUCCUUGCAUCACGGCUUGGGCAAACAGCUGAGCUCUCCGUGUGACCAGCAGCAGUGUGCCGUGCUCGUGGGCGCUGCAGCUUUCCGGACUCUGGGUACCUCCAGGUACCUCAGGACUCUGGGUCACCAACCUCCUUUCAGAAACUGAGGAUUUGGGGUGGGUGGGGAGCGGGAGGGUGUCCUCAUGGCUCAGUGCACUGUGACUUGUUCUUUAAGUUGUACGUCUGAUGUUCCAUCUAUCAUGUUUUAUACCUUUCCACCUUGCAGUCUCCCUGCUCGCCCUCCAUGGUCUUAUUUAUUGAAUGAUUUUGGUGUGUGGGGGCUGCUGGCAGGAGCCUGCUAGGAGUAGCCCUGGUGGCUUGAAGCAGGCCAUCAAUGUGAAUGAUAGGGUGAUGUUAUGGAAGGGCAAAGCUCCCAGGCUUCUGAAGAGAUGUGGGGAAAUUCUGGCUUCUGUAGAUGUGUGAGAGAGAUCCUGAGGGAUGGGCAGAGCCGCUAUAAAGUAGGACACCUCACCUCGAGUGUCCCAGUUCUGAACCAGAGGGACCCCAUUCAAGAUUGUGAGUCACUCUGGGAAAUCCUGCAGCUCACAGGUUUUUAGGCCAGGGAAAGAAGCCUUUGUGGUACUGCUCUCUCGGGGCCAAGCUUUAAGGCUUUGCCUGGGCUUGUCUAGUGGGAGGGAACAGGCUUAAGAGGCUUGAAGUGCUGCCUCUCUGCUGAAAGUGACCAGCCUCGAUUUUCCCGAGAGGCUGGGCUUUGGAUCUGGACGACAAAACCAGCCCUUACUGUCCAAAGAAUGUUCUCUCUGGUAACUAGUGGUGGGUCUAGGGAGACUUCUACCGGUACUCAGCAGUGCUUUCUGACUGGGCUCCACAUGCUCCAUCUGACUCAGGGGUCCAGCCUCACUGUGUCUCCUCACAUGACCUGUGUGCUUUGGACAUUGUUGGUACCUUCUGCUUUGGAGAAGAGCUGGGUCCUGAGUGGAAGCAGCUGCUGUGCCCAUCUGUAGUUCACCGGUGGCCACUCAGGCUGCAAGGUAGUAGUGGGUGGCUAGGAGGUAGGGGACCUGCAGCCCCUACACCUGGGAAUUUGAGUGUGAGUUUGAGGUCAGCAUCAACUACAUACUGAGGAAACACCACCACCGCCGCCACCCUCUCUCUCUAUCUCUUUGUUUUUGUUUUUUGAGAUAGGCUUUCUCUGUAUAGCCCUGGCUGUCCUAGAACUAACUCCUUUUGUAGAUCAUUAUCAUGCUGGCCUCAAACUCAGAGGUCCACCUGCUGGGAAUAAAGGUGUGUGCCACCAGACCAAGCCAGGGGACUAGAGGAGAGAUGAGAUGGCUUGCUGGUUAAGAGGAUUUAAUUGCUCUGCCAGAGGACCCAAGUUUGGUUCCCACAAGGCAGCUCACAAACACUUGUGUCCAGCUUCCGGGGAUCCCACACUUUUCUUGCUUUCACAGUCACAGGCAGAAAGACACAACUUUUUAUUUAUUUUUUAAUGGCACAAAUGGAUAAAGCGUCAGUUCUUUGGGAAAAGGCUAUCUUGGGAAUUUUGAGCUUUAGUGAUGUUGAUAAGCAAAGGAAUGGUGUGAAACCCCUUAAAUAAAAACUCACUGGCUGGGCUGGAGAGAUGCCUCAGA